AGGGGGCGGGGUCGAUCGAUCUUCUCAGGUUCUGACACCCUAGGCAGGCCCAGUGGCCCGAGUCCGCUGGAGCGUACGUUCGGGGGAAUUUGUGCUUGCCGGCGAUGUGGGGUGGCGAUCGCCUGGCGGGUGCGGAGGGUGGUGGGGUAGAGGUGACUCUGGUCUUCACCAACGCUCGAGACUGCUUCCUCCACUUGCCGCGGCGUCUCGUGGCCCAGCUUCACUUGCUGCAGAAUCAAGCUAUAGAAGUGGCCUGGGGUCAUCAGCCUGCAUUCUUGAGCUGGGUAGAAGGCAGGCAUUUUAGUGAUCAAGGUGACAGUGUGGCUGAAAUUAACAGACAACUUGGUCAGAAACUUGGACUCUCAAAUGGGGACCAGGUGUUUCUCAAGCUGUGCUCCCAUGUGGUGUCUUGUCAGCAAGUGGAGGUGGAACCCCUAUCAGCAGAUGAUUGGGAGAUACUGGAACUGCAUGCUGCUUCCCUUGAACAGCAUCUGCUAGAUCAAAUUCGAAUAGUUUUUCCGAAAGCCAUUUUUCCUGUUUGGGUUGAUCAGCAAACUUACAUAUUCAUCCAAAUUGUUGCACUGAUUCCAGCUGCUGCUUAUGGAAGGCUGGAAGCUGAUACCACACUCCUUAUUCAGCCAAAGACCCGCCAGGCCAAAGAGAAGACAGUUUCAAAAGCAGAUAAUGCACAUGGGAAAUUUCACAAUAGGUCUAAUAAAACAGAAGUUACAGUUGACUCACCAUCCAUGCCAAGCUUAUGGACUUUGAUAGGAAGCAUUUUUUCUUUUGGGUCUGAGAAGAAACAAGAGCUGUCUUGGGGUUUAACUGAAAUGAAUGCAUUCAAAAAUAUGCAGUCCAAAGUCGUUCCUCUAGACAAUAUUUUUAGAGUGUGCAAAUCGCAGCCUCCCAGUAUGUGUAAUGCCACAGCAACUUCUGAGUUUCGCAAACACUAUGCCGUUCAUGUAUUUCCAUGGGACCAGGAAUAUUUUGAUGUGGAGCCCAGCUUUACUGUGACCUAUGGAAAGCUAAUUAAGCUACUUUCUCCAAAGCAACAGCAAAGUAAAACAAAACAAAAUGUCCUGUCACCUGAAAAAGGGAAGCAGAUAUCAGAACCACUAGAUCAAAAACAAAUCAGCUCAGACCAUAGUCAAGAAGCUGCUAAGUCCUGUGUGCUAAAGGUUGUCUGGAAUGGACUUGAGGAAUUGAAGAAUGCCAUAAAGUACACCAAAGACAUAGAAGCGCUUCAUCUUGGGAAAGUGUGGAUUCCAGAUGACCUGAGAAAGAGACUAAAUAUAGAAAUGCAUGCAGUAGUCAGAAUAACUCCAGUGGAAAUUACCCCUAAAAUUCCAAGAUCUCUAAAAUUACAACCUAGAGAAAACUUAAUGCAAGGGAUUUGCUGUACGUAUAGGCAUCACAUAUGCGUUCUUGGCAGAAGGAAAGACACAAAGCAAAAACCUCCUUGCAAGCCUAAAGAUGUAAGUGAAGAAGAUGUAAAAACUGUGUUCUCUUCAUGGCUACAGCAAUGUACCACUACCACACUUCCUUUGAUAAUAUCAGAGGAAGAAUAUAUUAAGCUGAGAAUUAAAGAUGAGUUGGAGGAGUUUUCUCUAAAUAUAGUUCAUUCUGGGGAAAAAGAAAAAGAAAACAUUUUUUUAUUGAGUCCCAAUCUGCUGCAGAAGAUCACAAUACAAGUCCUUCUAGAUCCUAUGGUAAAAGAAGAAAACAGUGAGGAAAUUGACUUUAUUCUUCCUUUUUUAAAGCUGAACUGCUUGGGAGGAGUGAAUUCUUUAGGUGUGUCUUCCAUGGAACACAUCACUCACAGCCUCCUGGGGCGCCCUUUGUCUCGGCAGCUGAUGUCCCUUGUAGCAGGACUUAGGAAUGGAGCCCUUUUAUUCACAGGAGGAAAGGGCAGUGGAAAAUCAACUUUAGCCAAGGCAGUCUGUAAAGAAGCAUUUGACAUAUUGGAUGCCCAUGUGGAGAUAGUGGACUGUAAAACUUUACGAGGAAAAAGGCUUGAACACAUACAAAAAACCCUGGAGCUGGCUUUCUCAGAGGCGACAUGGAGGCAGCCUUCUGUGGUUCUGCUGGACGACCUUGACCUCAUUGUUGGCCUGCCUGCUCUCCCAGAACAUGAGCAUAGCCCUGAGGCUGCGCAGAGCCAGAGGCUUGCACAUGGUA
Messenger RNA from Panthera uncia (snow leopard), 2178 nucleotides. RefSeq names its product peroxisome biogenesis factor 1-like. Gene Ontology annotation, molecular function: ATP binding; ATP hydrolysis activity. Gene Ontology annotation, cellular component: peroxisomal membrane; peroxisome; cytosol. NCBI's taxonomy places the organism in Eukaryota, Metazoa, Chordata, Mammalia, Carnivora, Felidae. Gene Ontology annotation, biological process: protein import into peroxisome matrix. The annotation marks the transcript as partial. The transcript is spliced from 13 exons. The record is from RefSeq and is a predicted model, not a curated record.